Molecule: messenger RNA, 2595 nt
Organism: Zerene cesonia (dogface butterfly)
Lineage: Eukaryota; Metazoa; Arthropoda; Insecta; Lepidoptera; Pieridae
Gene: Eb1
Product: microtubule-associated protein RP/EB family member 1
Exons: 6
Coding region: 176-1000 (274 amino acids)
Biological process (GO): spindle assembly; regulation of microtubule polymerization or depolymerization; protein localization to microtubule plus-end
Cellular component (GO): microtubule organizing center; microtubule plus-end; spindle midzone
Molecular function (GO): microtubule plus-end binding
Source: RefSeq, a predicted model, not a curated record
CUAUGGUGAUUUGUAAUUGGUAAAUCGCGAAGAGGACGGUGUCGGUGAGCUUUUUGGUUAAACAUUGAACAAAAAAUAACGUUUUCCACGCAUUGCUCAAAUUAUUGAUGAUAUUUAAAUAUACAAAAAAUUUGGAAAUUAUCAAAUACCGACAAGAAAUAACAUAUAACUCACGAUGGCAGUGAAUGUGUACUCUACCAAUGUGACUUCGGAAAAUCUUUCACGACAUGAUAUGUUAGCGUGGGUGAACGAUGCACUACAGUCAAAUUUCGCCAAAAUUGAAGAAUUAUGUACAGGAGCCGCGUAUUGUCAAUUUAUGGACAUGUUAUUCCCUGGUAGUGUACCAAUGAAACGCAUCAAAUUUAAGACAAACCUGGAACAUGAAUAUAUACAGAACUUCAAAAUUUUACAAGCUGCAUUUAAAAAAAUGUCUGUGGAUAAGAUAGUACCUAUUGACAGACUGGUGAAGGGUCGGUUCCAAGAUAACUUUGAGUUCUUGCAAUGGUUCAAGAAAUUUUAUGACGCGAACUACAGCGGCGUGCCGUAUGAUGCGAUGGCGCAGCGCGAGGGCCUGCCCAUGGGCCACGGCUCGGCGGCCGGCGCGCCCCGCUCCGCGCCCGCCGUUAAGAAACCGGCCGCGCCCGUCGCUAAAGUCGCUGCUAGACCCCAAACCAUUGGGAAAGCAAACAGCACAGUGAGAUCUCCACCAGUUAAUUUAAGAUUGAAUCAAAAUGCAAAAGGUGAUUCUAAGAUUAUUGAAGAGCUUAACCUUCAGAUUAAUGAAUUGAAAGCAACAGUUGAAGGACUCGAGAAAGAGCGAGAUUUCUAUUUUGGUAAAUUGCGGGACAUAGAGGUUAUCUGCCAGGAAAUGGAAGAACAACACAAUGGUCCGAUCAUCCAAAAGAUUUUGGAUAUCUUAUAUGCAACUGAGGACGGAUUCGCGCCACCAGAGGACGUGGACGGAGACAAUCCCCACCCCCCAGAAGAAGACGAGUAUUGAGACGUAACGCGUAUCAUAGUGCUCUUUGUAUAUUAUCUCGAAAUUAUAUCGCUUCAAUCAUCGACAGCAUCGAGUGCUUGGUAUUUCACAGCCAUUCUAUUUAAACCAUGUAAGAAGGCCUUCGCACACGGUUUGUGACAUUCUAAAGAUCAUAUAUCAUAGCAUUAAAUUUUCAAUCACAUAGUUCUAUUACAUUUCAAGUGACGUAGAUAUGUAGAGCUCGAUAUAUGUGAAUUGAUUUUAGAGUAUUGCACAUAAAAUGUAGUUUUCGACUGAAGAUUUAUAACUUUUUGAUAAGGGGAUUAUGUAGUACUAAAUCUUGUUAUUGAUGAUCCAACCUCAUAGCACAUGUAAUUGUGUUUAUUGAGUUACUGACAUAACGGAUAUGGUAUGGUGAAUUAUCCUAUUUCUUAAAAAGUUUUAAGUGAAAACAAAUGUAGAUCUGGUCAUAUCAUGUGCGAGGGAACGAAUUAUAUAAUGUUAUUUAAAGUAAAUAUAGGAAGACAGUGGCCCGAAAAUGGCUUGCGAGAAGUUCCUAAAUUAUAUAUACUUACGCAAAUCUCUACCUACAAUUAUAUGUAUAAAUUCAUAACGAAAUAUUUAUAAAUAUGUUGUAUUAUAUGUGGCUGUGUCAUACUUAAGUGCGGAACAUAUAUCAUAUCGGAGCAUAAUUUCUCGACUGAUUUUCUUUUUUCCCGUAUGUUUUACUAUUUGCCUUUUCUCGUAAUAUGUUUGGACUCAAAUGUUUGUUAUGUGCAAUGGUGCAAAAACGAGUGUUCCAUGUAAUGUCUUGACUGGUUAUCAUUUUUGGGCCACUGGUGGCUGUUUAACGUGCAUUUAAUAGGUUGUUAUGAUAUGGAAGAGAUUUAAUGUUAAUUGUUAUAAGAUCAGUUUGGCUGACGAAUUAUUGGUCCACAAGUAAUGAUUUUAAUCAGAACAAUUUCGAUGAAAAUUUGGUUAUGAUAUAUUUGACAUUAUGUGUAUGGGACUUGUGCAUGUGUGCAUUUUUUGAUUACAUUUUUAUUUUUAUUAAAUAAAUUAUUCCUUUUUUUAACAUUUAAUUAUGAAAAAAUAAUAUAAAACUAAUUUCUAUGUCUCCAAUUGAAUCGAUCUAUAAACAGAAAAGCUAUGAUAAUUAAUGGUAUGCUUAAACCCAUACACAUCUUGACAAAUGUUGUAUUAUUUAAAAAGUGAUUUAUCUAGAUCUGAUUUUUUGUGUAAACGACGAUCAAGAUAAACGUUCGGAAUGAGUAUUAAUUUUGAAAUUAUGUGAAUAGCAUUUAAUAACGUUAUGUAGGGCCUUAUUAUGUGACCACACAUAGGAUAAUCAAUUGUGAGACUUUACAUUUUAUUUGCACUUAGACUAACAAUAGUAAUACUUUAUGUAAUAAACAGGACACUACAUUUUGAGUUAGUUUCUUGGCGCGAUGGGAACUUUUAGAUACAUACUAACGACAUAUUUGCGAAAAGUAUUCGCUGAAUAAACUGAAUAGAUUAAUUUAUAUACAACGUAAUAUGCAAAUUGCCUUACUGCAGAUAUUAAGCCACUGGAUUUUAAAUUGUAAAAAUCUUAUAAAUAAAAUAACUUCAUUUAA